AUGGAUCAUGUCUUCUCAAUAAUGGAAGAGUACACAUGGACACUGGAACAAGAGAUUGGUGAACGCACCAAAGAACUUACAGAACAAAAGAAGAAAGCAGAUCUUCUUUUGAGUAAAAUGUUGCCAAAGUGA
Messenger RNA from Cooperia oncophora, 132 nucleotides. The record is from the annotation of a GenBank genome assembly. NCBI's taxonomy places the organism in Eukaryota, Metazoa, Nematoda, Chromadorea, Rhabditida, Trichostrongylidae.